AUGUCCGACCCAGCAGCAGCACCGGCUGCCCCCUCGCCAUCGUCAAGACCCAGAGCCAGUUCUGCAGCUGCACCUAGCGCAUCUGCAUCAGACCCAGCGGCGCCCAAGACAUCCAAACAGCCGCAGCAACCCAAACUCACGAAAGAAGGCGGAAACGACAAGAAGUCAGCUAAAGAACUCAAGGCAGCAAGAAGAGCUGCCAAGGUAGCAGAGCGAGCUCCUGGCGAUGAUGGUCGCCCUCCUGCUGCUCAGAAAGGUGGUGCAGCCGACCGUGCUCAGCAACAAAGUCGUGAUGGACCUCCCAACAGCAAGCGACCUGGCUCUUCCUCUGCCAAUCCCGCCAACGCAAGGUUAGGAGGUGCAGCAGUCGCAUCAGGUAGUCACGUUCCAGGAGCAAGUGCUUCAAUGGCAGCAUCCGCUUCCAUCUCAGGCGCAAGGAAAGCCGGCGCCGGUGCACAAGAAGUCCUCCCUCAGCAUCCCAGCGUAGCUCUCUUCGGCAACGUAUCCUCUGGCAAACCGCACAAUGCACACAUCGCAGCUCAAGUGAGCGCCUCUUUCCGAUCCAACAUUCACCCUUCCAUUCUCCGUCUUUCCUCCCAACUCGCCCAAUUCCAACUCAUGGGUGCAGACACCCGCGCCAUCGCCCUCCUACGAGCAAUGGCUGACGUCAUCCGAGACUACACAACACCUCGAGGCGAAAUGCUCAAUCGGGACCUCCUCAAAACCGUCUCUGCUCAAGUAGGCCAUCUCGUCGACGCUCGAGCUAUGGGUACAUCCCAAGGUGUAGCUGUUCGUUACCUCAAGUACGAAAUUUCUGUUGUCAGUGCAGACCUCACUGAAGACGAAGCGAAAGAACACCUGCUCGAACGAAUUGAUCACUUUGUUCGCGAUCGCAUCGUCUACGCUUCCAAGAUCAUCCGUACUCAAGCGGGUAGCAAGAUCAAAGACGGUGAUGUUGUCAUGACUUUUGCUCGCUCUAGCGUUGUCGAGGCUACAUUGCUCGCUGCGUGGGAAAGAGGUGUGAGCUUUCAAGUGAUCCUAGUCGACACAAGACCGCUGUUGGAAGGGAAAGCGCUACUGUCAGUGCUGUUGGCUGCUGGUAUUCCUUGCACCUAUGCUUUGAUCUCGAGCUUAUCGAGCUUGAUGCCACGUGCGGAUAUCUUGCUAUUGGGUACAUCUGCUCUUCUCGCCAAUGGAGCGCUGUACUCCCGUGCUGGGACGGCUACUUGUGCAAUGAUGGCAAAGGAAAAGGGGAUUCCCGUGAUUGUAUGCUGCGAGACGUACAAGUUUUCAGAGCGAGUGCAGUUGGAUAGUUUUGUACAGAACGAAGCGGGCAACCCGCGUGAUCUUUUGCUUCCGGCGAAGGACGAAACCGAUACAGAUGGGGAAGAGGACGAGAGGAGAAAGGGACUGAUUGAUGUAGGGGAAUGGGAAGGCGAGCAGAAUCUGGCAGUGGUCAAUUUGUUGUACGAUGUUACACCACCAAGGUUCAUCUCGGCAGUGGCCAGCGAGGUUGGUUUGUCGGGUCCAGAGAGUGUUGGUGUUAUCUUGCGCGAUUAUAAGAGCGUGCUUUAUGGGGUGUAA
Messenger RNA from Ustilago hordei, 1584 nucleotides. RefSeq lists its product as uncharacterized. The transcript has a single exon. Lineage: Eukaryota; Fungi; Basidiomycota; Ustilaginomycetes; Ustilaginales; Ustilaginaceae. The record is from RefSeq and is a predicted model, not a curated record. The coding region runs from base 1 to 1584 and encodes 527 amino acids.